Amborella trichopoda is the source of this 1349-nucleotide messenger RNA. Its product is annotated as P-loop containing nucleoside triphosphate hydrolases superfamily protein. The record is from RefSeq and is a predicted model, not a curated record. NCBI's taxonomy places the organism in Eukaryota, Viridiplantae, Streptophyta, Magnoliopsida, Amborellales, Amborellaceae. Gene Ontology annotation, biological process: purine nucleotide metabolic process. Gene Ontology annotation, molecular function: GMP kinase activity. Gene Ontology annotation, cellular component: cytosol.
UCUCAUAGCACAGCUUACAUGGCGAAAUGUACGCCUCCCGCUAUUGCGCUUCAUUCUUACGACCUAAGCUCCCGUUGUUUGAAUUGCCCUCCCGCCGUUUUUUUGCCGCUGCAAAAUUUUCCGGUCAGAAAGUUGCCGGAAAGCGUUGUCCUUAUAUUUUUCCGGCGAGCCUCUCUUACAUGUCUACGGCUUGCAGAACCGAUGACCCCCUGCCUCCUUCCGUUGCUGAUAAGGGUGAAUUGCUAAGGGGACUUGAAACGGCAUUACGUUCGUCUUUUAGUUCAGACCAAAUAGCGCCACCCCCUAAGCCAUUGAUUAUCGUCAUCAGUGGACCAAGUGGUGUGGGAAAAGAUGCAGUGAUCAAGAGAUUGCAAGAAGUUCGGGAAGGAAUACAUUUUGUUGUUUCUGCAACAAGCCGAGCAAAACGACCAGGUGAAGUAGAUGGGAAGGAUUAUUUCUUUGUCACCAAGGAGCACUUCCUUGCAAUGGUCGAGAGGAAUGAACUUUUGGAAUAUGCUCUUGUAUAUGGAGAUUACAAGGGCAUCCCCAAACAGCAGAUUAGGGACUACAUGUCAAAGGGGUUUGACAUUGUGUUAAGGGUGGACAUACAAGGGGUCGCAACCCUUCGCUCCAUACUCAAGGACUCGGCAAUCUUCAUAUUUUUGGUUGCAGAGAGUGAGGCCGAACUUGUGAAGAGACUAAUAGAUCGCAAAACUGAGACCCCUGAGACUCUUCUUGUGAGAAUUGCCACUGCACGAGAAGAGGUGAAACACAUGAUAAGGUUCGAUUAUGUGGUGGUGAAUGCACAAGGAAAGCUUGAUCAAGCUGUGAGCCUUGUGGGAUCCAUCAUUGAUGCCGAGAAGGCAAGGGUCAGGCAACACUCUGCUGAUUUCUGACAUGUGAUCUCUCUCUCCCCCUCCCCCCGUCCCCGUCCCCGUCCCCGUCCCCCUGAGGCUAUUACAAUAGUGUUUUGCGAUUUAUUUAUUUAUAUUUGCUGCCGAAGCGGAAAUAUGACAGCAAGGGUUUUUCUCUGUCUCUCUCUCUGAGACGAUAGUGUGUCCUGAGCCUCACCGACUCCAUCAUUGAUGCUGAGAAAGCAAGUUUCCAGCAGCACUUACUGACUUCCUUGAAGAUGAAGCUCUCUCUCCUCUCCGUUGGCUGUCCAACUCUUGUCCUGCAAGCCCGUUGCAGCUUGCGAGUGUCUGUCUACUCACGAGAGAGAGAGAGAGUUGACACUUCUUUAGUCAUUUAGAGAGAGAGAGAGUGAGUAAAAAGAAUUUUCCGAUUGCUCGGUGAUAUGUGACAUGUUGUGUUGUCAAAGAAUUGAAUGUUGAGUGCUAUUUUUUUGC